AUGGGGCUGCUGGAUGUCUUCUACUCCGCGUUCUGCUGCCGGUGUUACGUGCAGCAGGAACAGGACGAAAAGGACGCAAUAUUAAGGACCAGCCAAUCCAGUGGCAGUGAGCCCGGCUCGGACCCCGGGGCUGGGAGGGAACCGAAGCGGAAGCUGUGGAACUGCCUGCUCACCUCCAACUCCAACUCCGCCACGGAGCCCGAGUCUGACGGAGAGCUGCAGGCUUUCAUCAUGAUGAGGAACCAGGUGGACAAGGACACCGAGGAGUGGGAGAAGCUGAACUAUGACAUCCACACCCUGAAAUGCACCAGGCGGGAGGUGAACACCAGGUGGAAGAAGAUCCUGCUGCAGAUGGGUUACCAGAAGGAGGUGGAGUCCUUGCUGAUGGUGAAUAAACAGCGGAUGAUGAGUGACUGUGAAAACCUGGCCCGGGCCAGGGAGCUCCUGCACACCCUGUGGGAGGAGUCCAGUCUGUUCCCAGGGGGAGUCUGGGCCCAGGAGAAAUACUUCUUUGUCAUGGAUCGCCUGGUGUCCCUCGACAGCGCUGAGGACUUUGUCAGGCUGGCAAAGGAAAAGUAUCCAAAGAACCGAUAG
Molecule: messenger RNA, 594 nt
Organism: Megalops cyprinoides (Indo-Pacific tarpon)
Lineage: Eukaryota; Metazoa; Chordata; Actinopteri; Elopiformes; Megalopidae
Product: melanoregulin-like
Exons: 5
Coding region: 1-594 (197 amino acids)
Biological process (GO): melanosome transport; melanocyte differentiation
Cellular component (GO): melanosome
Source: RefSeq, a predicted model, not a curated record